UAUAAGCAGGUUGUCUGUGUAAGGACUUCAAUCAGACAAUCACCUCAUUCACAUUCAUUCAGCUUUCUGGUCACAACUUGUCAAGUCAAGUUAUAGUCAACGUUCGCUCAUAAUACUCAGUGAGAUCUAUGAACAUAGCCUGCAUCAGAAGAGCCAUGGGAUUUGAGUUUAUCUGGGAUUGGCAGUUCUUUCAACAAGGGCUGGCUUUGCUCCUUCUAGACUUGGGUGAUAACUCACAGUCUCUGGAACAGUCCUGUUUGAAUUUUCUUGGUGACAAUGCAAGCCAGUACCAACCAAGUGCAUUUGAGAGAUUGCUACCCAAACACUUUGUGAGCAAAAUUGAUGUUGCCUAUCUCAGGCAAAGGAAAGUGGGUGCAUGGGCAGGUGAUCGUCUCAUUGUUACUGGAGACUAUUCUGACUACAGUCCCUUUCCACCUCAUGGAGAAUGGAAAUCAGGAUGUCUGUAUCAUUUAGCUGAAAGCUUUGAGGAGACUGACUUUUCAAAAAUACGAGAUACCCUUAACGACAGUGAGUGCAUGGCUACCAUUGAGAAAAAAGUGAAGGAACUAUGUCAGGACAAAGCCAUGAAAGUCGUCAAUCUUGACAAGAAAGAGUACCUUGACCCAGGGGCAUAUCCUGCUAAAGAAGCAACAACGUGGGACAUAAUAGCAAAUGAUAAAUUCAACGGUGUCAUGGAUGGGCUGUUCAUUAAGAUGACUCACUCUACCAGAGGUGGUUGUGAGGCUUUUUAUCCUUCUAUUUCUUUAAAAGGAGAAUGGGCUGGUGAUAGGAUUGUAAUAUGUACUUUGGAUGGCCUUGAAAACUACAGAGAUACAAGCAAUCCUGAUGAUGUAAUGCAGGCACUUCAAUGAAUUUUUGUUAACAUAGAUUACUUUUGAAAAUUAUUAAUCUUUGCUUUGAACUGUUGUGUUUGUAUAAUUGUAUUUAAUCAAGUAAAAUAUAAAUUGAACUGUUA
Messenger RNA from Amphimedon queenslandica, 976 nucleotides. RefSeq lists its product as uncharacterized. The coding region runs from base 129 to 872 and encodes 247 amino acids. The record is from RefSeq and is a predicted model, not a curated record. The transcript is spliced from 2 exons. Lineage: Eukaryota; Metazoa; Porifera; Demospongiae; Haplosclerida; Niphatidae.